This is a messenger RNA of Symbiodinium natans, 1773 nucleotides long. NCBI's taxonomy places the organism in Eukaryota, Dinophyceae, Suessiales, Symbiodiniaceae. The record is from the annotation of a GenBank genome assembly.
AUGACCGCCCAAGAGAGCUUCGAGACCAUCCAGUCCAAGUUUGACACCUUCCACGUCGGCAUCCACACCAACGUAGGUGGCAACAUGGCGAAUCUUCCAGAUUCAACCCUUGACCCAGUCUUCUGGUUACACCACGGCGUGGUGGAUUUUAUGUUCACCUUUUGGCAGGCCUGGCAGCACAACAACGAGCAGACUCAUCCAACGUGUCGAAGUUGCAGCACAUGCAACCAACCCAUGACUUACUACGGCGUUCCGAGAACUGAGUGGAUGGGCCGCUGGAACUCUGAACUCAACUGCGUGGAGGUACCAUGCUCGAACCCAGUUGCCUGCAUCGGCUACGAUGGCUACAUUGAGCCAGGAGUCUGGAACCCACCGGCGCCGCCUCCACCGCCACCAAGGCCUCACCGCUGGCAGCGGCGAUGGCACUCAUGGCUCCAGAACGAGACCAAGCAAGAGCCAGGUGCGGAGUCUCUGGUUGAAGGCAACGUCGCCGCGUUCCAGCCAAACAUGCAGGUGCGGCCCGUUAUCAUUGAAGCUCCCAAUGGGCACAGAAUCGUGGAGUCUGCGAGCCGUGCAACAUUCGGGUCAACGGAGCGUUUGGAGCAGAUGGAGUGCGAGGAGACCUUCAACAAGAUUCAGAAGGGCACCUGUAGUUUGGGCGAGAUCUCUAAACAUGUGGUGCUCACGGCGAAACAGGACAUGCAGCUGGCACGCACGCAGUGUGCAGACUUCUUCGGAACACUUCGGGGGAUGGUGCCCGAAAGCACUGUGGAGAGGAGGAUCUCAGAGUGCUGGAAAGCCGCGGAAGUCAUCGAGAAGGUCCAGAACAUGUUCAGGUACAAGGAGCCCGAAUCGGAGGCUGAAAAGUUGUACGGCAUCGCCUGCAGAGCCGCGAACUUGCGUAAGCAGCUUGGACAGUUUGAGCCGCGCGGCCUUAUGCGAGACGACCUCAAAAGUGUAGGUUGCAUCUCCGCCUGGGAAGUGCAGAAUGCCGGCUUGGGUACUCGGUUGCGUGCGAAGAGAAGCCGAGGCGGCGUGCGCAAGCGUUUACAACUAGUCUCCACCCAUAAGGCCGGGCAGAUUUUACAGUAUGCUAUUGGACCCACGUACUUGAUUGGACAAGCUCUGCGCCUCUUGCCAGACAGCCCUGGCUGGGCCUGGUUUGCAGCAUGGGCUCUUCUACUCUUUGUGAAUGUGGUGUGUAUGGUGCCUCUGUGGCAGGCCAUUUGCGCAGCCUCCGGCCUCAUGUUCGGCCUUUGGGGUGGAACGGCCCUGAACUUCUUGGGACUUUAUGCAGCAGCGGCGGUGAGCACGGUGCUGGGCCGCUUCUUGCUGCAGGAGCCAAUUCGAGGCUGGCUUGAUGAAGGGAACUUUCCGACUGCAAAAAGGGCUCUGCAAGUGCUGGAAGAUGAUGAUGACUCUUUGGAAUUCCAAGUACUUUUUCGCUUUCUGUUCAUCCCUAUAUGGCUUCGAAACUAUGGGCCCGCAACCCUCCACAUACCUGUCUGGAAACUGCUGCUGGCUGCCGUCCCUCACACACUCUGGGUCUCCUUCAUCAUGGCCUCGCUGGGGUUGUCCUUGCAAGAUGCGAACGACCUCGUGAACCAGGGUGAGGAGAUAAGGAUCUGGGAUGCAAAGUGGCAGCACCUGGCUAUGUUCCUGGUCUCCUGCGUGAUGUCGUUGCUGAUGUCCUGGUACUCUUAUCGGAAGUAUGCUGAGAUGAUGGCUGGUGAGGGAAAGCCCUUCAGCGAAAGUCAGCGACGAGAGCCUUGA